CGCUGCCGGAAGGGGGGCGGAGCUCUGUUGUGGCGGUGAGGAAAAGGAAGCUCGGCGGGGUCGAAAGAAAUAUAAAAGCAAAGGCUAUUUUCGUUCUUUCUUUCUGUUUUUACUUUCUUUCUGUUUUUACUUUCUUUCUGUUUCUUUUUCCUGAAGAGCGAGCGGCCCUUGCGGUGGCGUUUUGGGGUGGGCGCCGCCGAGGUGAGGGGGUCUCGCCUCCCGCACGCUGGUAGGCAUAUCACUUCUCUGCUGAACGGACUAGACUCAUCUCUAAGGCUCCUUGAAUAUCCGAGUUUCUCCUUUUGGAAUCUACUUGGAAAUAAAAACAGACUGAUUGUUCCAUUAUGGAUGGAGGGGAUGAUGGUAACCUUGUUAUCAAAAAGAGGUUUGUGUCUGAGGCAGAAUUAGAUGAACGGCGCAAAAGGAGGCAAGAAGAAUGGGAGAAAGUUCGAAAACCUGAAGAUCCAGAAGAAUGCCCAGAGGAGGUUUAUGACCCUCGGUCUCUAUAUGAAAAGCUGCAGGAACAGAAAGAUAGGAAGCAGCAGGAGUAUGAAGAACAGUUCAAAUUCAAAAACAUGGUAAGAGGCUUAGACGAAGAUGAGACCAACUUCCUUGAUGAGGUUUCUCGGCAGCAGGAACUAAUAGAAAAGCAGCGAAGAGAAGAAGAACUGAAAGAACUGAAGGAAUACAGAAGUAAUCUCAGCAAGGUUGGAAUUUCUCAAGAAAACAAGAAGGAAGUGGAGAAGAAAGUGGCUGUGAAACCCACAGAAACCAAGACCAAGUUCUCCCAGGCAAAGCUGUUGGCAGGAGCUGUGAAGCAUAAGAGCUCAGAGAGUGGCAACAGUGUGAAAAGACUGAAAUCGGACUCUGACCCAGAUGACAAGAAUCAAGAAGCCCCUUCCUGCGUGUCUCUUGGAAGCACAUCUCUGAGUGGUCCCUCCAUCCACUGCCCCUCCGCUGCCGUCUGUAUCGGCAUCCUCCCAGGUUUGGGUGCCUACUCUGGGAGCAGCGACUCUGAGUCCAGCUCAGACAGCGAAGGCACCAUCAACGCCACUGGCAAGAUCGUCUCCUCCAUCUUCCGAACCAACACCUUCCUCGAGGCCCCCUAGUUCCUCUGUUCUUACCGCAGGGAGCUCCUCCCCAAAAAUAGACUGGACAGUUUAUUCUGCCUACAGGCAUUACCUCCCACAGAAAAGUCCUUUGCCUGCUCCCUGUGCACACCGUGACAUUUUUAACCUCAUCUAAAAAUGUGCCAGAAUCCA
Orcinus orca (killer whale) is the source of this 1262-nucleotide messenger RNA. It is a transcript of the gene PSME3IP1, whose product is annotated as proteasome activator subunit 3 interacting protein 1. The record is from RefSeq and is a predicted model, not a curated record. Gene Ontology annotation, cellular component: nucleus. Lineage: Eukaryota; Metazoa; Chordata; Mammalia; Artiodactyla; Delphinidae. The transcript has 8 exons. Bases 345 to 1109 code for a protein of 254 amino acids.